UCUCUCUCUCGAUUCGACUUCUCCACCCCUCUCUCCGUUGUAGAAUAAUGGGGCGGAAAACUGGUGCGCUUCAUAUCAACCCUAAGAGAUUUGGUUCUCUUCAUAAACCUUGCAUGAAGGAAAUGAUACUGUUUCUCAACUGUAUGGCUGCAGGCCCUAACAAUAGUGAUGCAUGUGCUCGGCAGAAGGAAGUAUUAAAUGCCUGUAUGGAUUCUCAGAGUAAAAAGAACAGAAAGUCUUGGGGGAGUAUCAAUUAUCAACUGCAGAGGCUUAGCCGAGGACGAAAGUAGCUUGAGGUUUUCAUAUAUGUAUCACUUUUACAAUUUGAGAUUGUUUUUUAGAAAGCUUAGCCUGUUAUGCACUACUUUGUCUGUCAAGCUAAAAUGACCCAUCUAGUAACUUGUAUUCUCUCUUGAAGUAUCGAUGAAUUUUCUAGUUUUUCUUUAUUUAAAU
Messenger RNA from Abrus precatorius (Indian licorice), 453 nucleotides. RefSeq lists its product as uncharacterized. Bases 48 to 290 code for a protein of 80 amino acids. The record is from RefSeq and is a predicted model, not a curated record. The transcript is spliced from 3 exons. Lineage: Eukaryota; Viridiplantae; Streptophyta; Magnoliopsida; Fabales; Fabaceae. Gene Ontology annotation, biological process: mitochondrial translation. Gene Ontology annotation, molecular function: structural constituent of ribosome.